Hevea brasiliensis (rubber tree) is the source of this 2501-nucleotide messenger RNA. Its product is annotated as pentatricopeptide repeat-containing protein At5g66520. Gene Ontology annotation, biological process: RNA modification. The record is from RefSeq and is a predicted model, not a curated record. The coding region runs from base 209 to 1876 and encodes 555 amino acids. NCBI's taxonomy places the organism in Eukaryota, Viridiplantae, Streptophyta, Magnoliopsida, Malpighiales, Euphorbiaceae. Gene Ontology annotation, molecular function: protein binding; RNA binding. The transcript has 2 exons.
GGUAGUUAGGGGUAAGCAGUAUUUGUUUCUCAAAUUUUAAGACGUGGUGGAUGCCUUCGCUCAAGAACCGAGUGUCUAAAGGAGAAGAACCCAUACAUUGAACUCCAUCAACAGCUUCUCAAAGUUUUGCUUCUAAAUCAAAGAAUGAAGUUUGUGUCCCUGUUUUCCACAACAAGCGCAGCAGCUUCGGUUGUGUUUCCUAGAAAACAUGCUUGAACCUCGAUGGCUCUCUUUCCGGAAAGUAAUCUCGUAUUUGAUCGAAGAAUGCAAGAACACGAGACAACUUAAACAAAUCCAUGCCCAAAUCUUAACGUCUUCAAACUUACCGCAAAAAGACCACCAUUUCUUGAUUUCCCGUCUUCUCUUCUUUUGCGCCCUUUCUGAAUCGGGCUCUCUUAGCUACGCCACACAUAUUUUUCAACGCAUAAAGAACCCAAAUCUCCCCAGCUAUAACAUCAUGAUCAGGGCCUAUGCUUCUAAAAACAGCCAAGAUUAUGAUACCCAUUUAUGUCAGGCCUUAAUACUAUAUAAACAGAUGCUUUGUAAUGGCAUCUCACCUGAUACCCUCACUUUGCCAUUUCUUGUAAAGGAGUGCACGAGGAGGAGAGCUAUAGGCACAGGCAGAGGUAUUCAUGGACAGUCUAUCAAACAAGGGUUUUAUAUCGAUCUCUUUGUUCAAAAUUCAAUGAUAAGUUUUUAUUUUGCUUGUGGGUUUGUGGAUAAUGCAAGGAAGUUGUUUGAUGAAAUGUUGAAUAGGGAUGUUGUUUCUUGGAACUCGAUGAUUGUUGGGUAUUUGAGAAGUGGAAAUCUUGACGAGGCAUUGGAUUUUUUUCGAAAAAUGAAGAGGGGGAAUGUUAUUACUUGGAACUCGAUUAUAACGGGAUUUGUUCAGGGUGGCAGGCCAAAGGAGGCCUUGGAAUUUUUCCAUGAAAUGCAGUGUUUGAGCGAUGAUAUCAAUAUAGCUAGACCAGAUAAGAUUACCAUUGCUGGUGUACUUUCAGCUUGUGCUUAUCUUGGUGCUAUUGAUCAUGGGAAGUGGGUGCAUGGUUACUUGAGGAGAAGUGGUCUAGAGUGUGAUAUGGUGAUUGGGACUGCAUUAGUGGACAUGUACGGGAAAUGCGGUUGUCUGGAAAGAGCUUAUGAGGUCUUCAAGGAAAUGCCUGAGAAGGACACCUUGGCAUGGACGGCUAUAAUUUCUGUAUUUGCGCUUCAUGGAUAUGGUCAGGAGGCUUUUGAUAUUUUCAAAGAAAUGGAAGCAGAAGGGGUGAAGCCCAACCAUGUCACUUUUGUUGGGCUAUUGUCAGCUUGUGCUCAUUCGGGAUUUGUAGAGAUUGGUCGCUGGUGUUUUGACAUAAUGAAACGCAUUUACAGAAUAGAGCCACAAGUCCAUCACUACGCAUGCAUGGUUGAUAUACUUGGUAGAGCUGGACUUUUUGAAGAGGCAGAGGAACUUAUUAGGAACAUGCCAAUGGAGCCAGAUGUAUUUGUAUGGGGUGCCUUGUUAGGAGGAUGCCAAACGCACAGGAACGUACAAUUAGGUGAAAGAGUGGCACAACAUUUGAUUAAUUUGGAGCCACUGAACCAUGCUUUCUAUAUGAACUUGUGCGAUAUAUAUGCAAAAGCCGGAAGGUAUAAUGAUAUGCGGAGAAUUAGAGCCUCAAUGAAAGAAAAAGGGAUUAAAAAAGAAGUCCCAGGCUGUAGCAUGAUUGAAGUAAAUGGAAUUGUUCAUGAGUUCUCAACGAUAGGUUCCCCAGAUGUUGUGAUGGAUGAACUAGUCUUUGUCUUGACUACAUUAAGUAAUGAGAUGAAGAUUCUUCAAGUAACGCUGUGGAGAGAAAUUCAGAAGAAUCUGAUUGAGAUUAAAGAGGACCAGUAGACUCUUGAUUCUCUUCAACCGAAUGAGGCAAAAGGGAGGGAACUGGGAAGGGAGAUAUAUUAUCAAGGAUCCUGUAGAAUGACUGAUAAAUAUUACCCGGUUCCAUCAUAACAUCUCUGCUUAAAGAAAAGGCUGCAUUGGGAAUGCAAGAAGUAACCACAAUAUAUGAAAAGGAUAUCUGCAAAAGAAUUUUCAGAAUUAAAUACAGAUGAAGCCAGGGACGAGAUGCAGUAUCUUCAUGCAGUUCAUAUUGAAACUCUCAUAUUCGUCCAGUAUUUCCAAUGGUAAUGUGCAACACCAAUGACUCCAAUUACAUAAAUUACGGAUCGGAUGCAAGAACUCAAAAUAUUUUGUCAAUGCCAUACAAUAACUGCAAAAUUUCGUAUCUGAAAACUCAGCAACAUGAAUUUCUUCCCCUCUCCCUUUUGCUAAAAAAAAAAAGAAAAAAAAAAGAAUUUCUUCCCCUCUCCCCAAUCUCACUGAAAAUAUUAAUUUCUUUAACUUCUUCAUUUAUAUUAGCCAUAUGAUUUCAAAUUCAUUGAGGUUCAGUGUCUCUUUGCAGUAAAUGUUUAUCAAUCAGAAAUUUCUGCUUCUGGACAAUAAAAUAUCAGUAGUUGGUCUCUGA